UGAAAAGUACACGUCCCCGUCUAGAGUCAAGAGGAGCAGAUGGUCGGCCACUGUUGACACGUCGGCAAUGUCUGAGCCGGGACGCCGUUGAAAAAACAAAUCGUCUUCCAAUUUCAAAAAGCAACGCCUGUUAGAUCUAGAACCGGCAAACUUUUUUCUUCAAAAUUUGGACACAUAAAUCAUAGAUAAACUGACUCGUUCGUCAUAAUGGCGAAGGGAAUAAUGAACACUCCUCUCCGCGCGGUUUUUGCUCCUGUUUUGUGUCUGCUGCUCUCAGUUGCAGCGUCGUCUGCUUUCAUUGUGUCGUCAUCAAAUUCUGUGCGCACAUUUACUCAGCUGGAUCUCUCGUCAAAUCUGAAGAAAUUCAUUGAGCAUGAGGAGAUACGGCUCAAAGUUAUAAAAGAACCCCGACAACAUCGAGCUGUACCGAGACUACGUGAAGCACAGGUCCGGCCGUAAUGUAACGCCCAUGCCAGAGAUGGAGACAGAGAAAGUGGAAGACUGGAGGAAGAAGUACUUCGAGAUGUGUAAAAACAGUACUGGCAUCAGUGUCUAUGAUAUAAAGCUGAAGGAAUUCAUUCUUCCUGGAAACGAUCGAGCAACUUUGUGGCAGUACAAAGGGACUUUCUUCCGUGAUGACGAGAGCCCUGCGUUUGCAAACAUUUCCCAGAAGUGUGGUGACGUCACAGGUCUAGACGUGUCGCAGCGGAAGACAAUCCACGGUCACUCUAUGGGCGAGCCCGUGCACGUCAUUGACUUCGGAGUUGGUGGCCUCGCCUUGCCUCAUGCUGACAACAAGAAGAUCUACCAUGCUUCAUACAUGGGCAUCGUAAAUGGCAACAGAUAUGCAAGCGUGUAUAUACAGUUCUGGAGAAGGGUAUCUGGCAUACCAUUUUUGACAAGACCCACUUCUGUGGAAAGAAGCCCAAGUCCACCCGAUUCGCAAUGGAACGGGUUCAAGCCCUGAGUCAAGCAAGAGCAGCUGCUGAUAAACCGGCUAUCAAGAUUGUGGGUGGAUCAGGAGAGGAACGUCAGAAGGAGGAGCCGAAAGGAAAGACAGGAGAGGAGGAGAAGACAGAAGUAAGAUCGGAAGAAAAGAAAGAGGAAAAGGAAGAGGUGAAGGAAAAGGAAAAAGUGGAGGAAAAGAUUGAGGAGAGGGAAGAAGUGGAGGAAACGAUUGAGGAGAAGGUUGUGUCUGAGGAGGUGGAAGUCCCCACAGAGGAGGUCGUUAUAAUGGAAGAGGCGUUGCCUCAAGAGCAGGAGCAAGAGGAGGAGAAGGCUGCUGAGAGAGAGGAAAGUGCUGAGAAGAUUGAAGUGGAAGUUGUAACAGAGGAAAGCGAAAAGGAAAGUGGGGAGGUGAAGGAGGAGAAAAAGGAAGAAGCAGCUGCUCCGUCCCAGGAUGAGAGUGAGAAAAAGGAAGAGAAGAAAGGUGAAGAGGAACCUGUAAAAGAGGAAAGUUCUGAGAAGGAGGGAGAGACGAAAUCGGAGGAGACAGAAGUCCCUUCCAAAGAUGAGAAAUCGGAGGAAAAGGGGAAAGAGGAAGAAGCCGAAAAAGCAGGAGAGGCAUUAAAAGAGACAGAAACGAAGAAAGAGGAGGCGAAGGUAGAGAAGAAGAGUGAAGGGGGAGAAAAGGGAAAAGAGCAGGCUGGGGAAGAAGGCGAUGCAGAAGAAGAAGAGGAGGCAGGAGAGGGGGAAAAGGAAGCCGAAGAAGACGAAGACGAAGGAGAGGAAACACAGGAAUAAAAGAGAUAAAUAGAACAUUACAAAGGUGAAGAAAGAACACGUGACAGAGAAUAAGAGAAGACUAAAAGAGAGAUGUCUUGAGAGCAAAUGAAAUUUGGUUAUAAUUAAAGUACCUAUCUGUAUGUAUGGACACGUUUGUUUUGUUGAAAAUGAAUCGUUGGUUCAAAGAGCAAUACUUCUGUGUUUGUUUAAGAAUGGGAUUGCAAGAUUAUAUUUGUAGAUCCCAACACUGAGUGUGUGCGGCAUUGCGUAUAUCAAUGUGAGUUCGUGUGUUUGUUUGUCCAAUAAUUGUCUGGUCUAAUGACUGACGUUUUUAUUCUGCUGUUCUUGAGAGGUUUACUGUGGUAAAGGGGGGCGGAGAGAGAAAUAUAGAACUGGUGAGAAAUAAAAACUGAAUGAGAACGAUGCAUUAUUUGUCUUGUUGAGAAAUGACGUGAUCAUAAAUUUUCUUCGUACCUAAAACUCUUGGGUUAAUUUUUUACCGUAGACUACGAUCGACUUUUGAUCAAUUAAGUGUACAAGUCUUUAUUUCCGUAGACUUGUAGGCCCUAUUAGGGGAAUAUCACAAAAGAAGUCUCUGAUAUUGUUAUUUUUUAAAUUGAAGAAUGUGAAGAACUGAGAAGUUAAAAAUAUGUCUCAGACUCUGAAGACGUCUUUGACUUCAGCAGUGGGAUCCAUCAAAAUCGGUUGUGUCAUUUGGAAGCUUACAUUUUAAAGAUCCUUGUAGGCCAACACUUUAAUUUAUUUUCUUUUUCUCCUUUUGGUUGGAGUCACCUGAUAUAAAUAAGUACCGGAAUUUAAACUGUGCACACCUCUGCAUCCAGACCCCAGUGCCCGCUUUUGUUUUUCCCCUACCUAUACCAUACACAAGACAUAAUUUACUGAUUUUACAUGUCAUCAUCGUCUUCCCAUUUUGAAGUUGUUGUAAGCAUUUAAUUU
Molecule: messenger RNA, 2682 nt
Organism: Aplysia californica (California sea hare)
Lineage: Eukaryota; Metazoa; Mollusca; Gastropoda; Aplysiida; Aplysiidae
Product: prolyl 4-hydroxylase subunit alpha-1
Biological process (GO): protein localization to cell surface; synaptic transmission, cholinergic
Cellular component (GO): endoplasmic reticulum; neuronal cell body; neuron projection
Molecular function (GO): protein binding; iron ion binding; L-ascorbic acid binding
Source: RefSeq, a predicted model, not a curated record